Molecule: messenger RNA, 906 nt
Organism: Theobroma umbraticum
Lineage: Eukaryota; Viridiplantae; Streptophyta; Magnoliopsida; Malvales; Malvaceae
Product: nuclear transcription factor Y subunit C-1-like
Biological process (GO): regulation of DNA-templated transcription
Cellular component (GO): nucleus
Molecular function (GO): transcription cis-regulatory region binding; protein heterodimerization activity
Source: RefSeq, a predicted model, not a curated record
AUGGAUAUCUCUGGUGGAAGUUGGGGCAUGGAUUUGAGGAUCUUAGCAAGUCGAUUUAGCUAUAAUUUCAGGCUCGUUUCUAUUGUAUCAGGUUCUUCCUGCUUCUUUUGGCUGAAUGGAAAGCUACAUUUAUUGAAAGCAGAUACUUUAAUUAUUGAGAAAGUCAAGAAUGGUGAAAUCAUCUUACUGGAUGCAUACAAGAGAAAGACUAUCCCUUGGGGUCUUGACAUCAAGAGGCCUCUGGCAGAAAGGUUAACCAUGGACUUGAAUCAGUCAAUAGAGUUCACACCUUCUUCAACCUUGUCUCCACAUAUUCAUAACUUCCUGCCAAUGACUUCUUUCAUGUUGUCUUUUCACCAGCCUUCCAAGGAGGACGGUGAAGAACUGAAGCGUUCCCAUCUUCUGAUUCAGAAGCGCAAUUUAGAGUUAUUCUGGUACCAACAAAUGAUGGAGAUUCAUAACAUUUCAGCUUUCAAGAGCCACCAUCAGCUACCUCUAGCAAGGAUCAAGAGGAUUAUGAAAUCUGAUAAAGAUGUGAAGAUGAUCAGUGCAGACACUCCUGUCUUGUUCUCCAAGGCCUGUGAGCUCUUCAUUCUGGAGCUCACUUUGCGUGCGUGGCUGCAAAUGGAAGAAGGUAAGCACCGGACCCUGCAGCGCUCAGACAUUGCCAGGGCUAUAAGGCAAGAGGAGGGACUUGAUUUCUUGGUUGACGUUGUCCCAUUGAUUAACCAAAAGGAUGAUCAUGUAAAAUUUGCAGAGGAAAAUGAGUGUGAUCCUAUUAAUCAACUGCAGUUUCCUGUGUUGGAUAUGAAUGCUGAUCUGGUUAUGAGGAGUCCAGAAGUUCAGCAUCUCAUGAUCAAGACACCAAUGUCCAAUGAUGAGUUUAAUUAUGAAUCUGCUACCAGG